UUAAUCAGUUUGGCUGGGAUGUGGUUGGUUGGUAGGUGGCAGCUCCUACACGGCCGGCCCAUCUUUCCUACUCUCACCAACACGUUUCACGAGCUGGGGGAGAAAGCAGGUGGAGAUCAACAGAGAUGGCAAUGGAAAGGGAGAGAAAACCUACCGCUUUCUAAAUACCUUGAAUUCGAACGAGAAAAUUUAGAUCUUUCUUUGCUUGAUUUUCAAGCUUGAAAAUCGUUUGAAUCCGGUGAACCUUGUGACAAUUAUCCUUUUAUAUUAAGUAGUGAAGAGCUCCUUCUCUGCUCAAGAUAUAAUCUGAUCUACCCACCACCUGAUUCAACAGGAAACGACCUGAUCGACCAAAUCCUUCAGCUUUUCCGGUAGUUCGGCAAACACCAACCGGAAAAAAUGGGUUCAACGCCGACGGCGGAGGACUCGGGGACGCCGGCCAACUUCUGGGGGGACAUGCCGGAGGAAGAGUACUACGCUUCCCAGGGAGUGAAGCACACGCAGUCCUACUUCAGCACCCCCAAUGGCACCAUCUUCACCCAGUCAUGGCUCCCUUCCUCCGCCUCCGUCCACGCCAUCCUCUGCAUGACCCACGGCUACAGCGAGGACACCAGCUGGGUCUUCCAGAAGACCGCCAUGUUCUUCGCUCGUUGCGGCUACGCCGUCUUUGGCGCCGACCUCCUGGGCCACGGCCGCUCCGACGGCCUCCGCGGCUACGUCGGCGACCUCUCCAAGACCGCCUCCUCCUCCUUGCUCUUCUUCCAGUCCGUCCGCGACUCCCCUUCGUUCCGCGGCCUCCCCGCCUUCCUCUAUGGCGCGUCCAUGGGCGGCGCCGCCACCAUGCUCAUGUACUUCCAGGACCCCGACGGCUGGUCCGGCCUCAUCUUCUGCGCCCCGCUCUUCAUCAUGCCGGAAAAGAUGAAGCCCUCCCGCCUGCGCCUUUUCCUCUUCGGCCUCCUCCUCGGCCUUGCAGAUACCUGGGCCGCCAUGCCCGCCUUGAACAUGAUAGGCUCCGUGAAGGACCACGAAAAGCUCAAGAUUAUGGUCGCCAACCCCCGGCGGUACGCCGGUCCCCCUCGGGUGGGCACCAUGAGGGAGCUCUCCCGCGUCUGCGACUACAUCCAGGCCAACUUCGACAAGGUAAGGGCGCCGUUCCUCACACUCCACGGCACCGCCGACGGCAUCACGGCGCCGGAGUCGAGCACGCUGCUGUACGAGAAGGCGGCCAGCGAGGACAAGUCGGUGAAGCUGUACGAGGGGAUGUACCACGCGUUGAUUGAAGGCGAGCCCGAGGAGAACAGCACCAAGGUGCUGGCGGACAUAAGAGAGUGGCUCGACGCCCGAGCCAAGACUGGGCUCGGACGCGUCCUCGAUUAGUCGAGCCCAGUCGGCCUAACGGUAGACCGACGUCUACAAUUUUGCUGUUGCUGUACCUUGGUUUGGUCGGAUGAGCAAUAGCACCAAGUUGGUGGUGAAGAUGAGUCUGGUCUAUUAGUAGAACUUACCUACUACUUUUUUCAAAAACGAGAAUACAACUGCUUGCCUUCCUCAAGGAAUUCGGGUGCUGGGAAAGACGAAAAGUGCAGCCUAAAUUCUCUCUCAAGUUGGUGUGACUUUAGAUGGUAGGUUGUAGAGUUUCAAUAAAACACUUUGUAACUGUUA
Messenger RNA from Nymphaea colorata (pocket water lily), 1662 nucleotides. RefSeq names its product caffeoylshikimate esterase. NCBI's taxonomy places the organism in Eukaryota, Viridiplantae, Streptophyta, Magnoliopsida, Nymphaeales, Nymphaeaceae. The coding region runs from base 400 to 1377 and encodes 325 amino acids. Gene Ontology annotation, molecular function: lipase activity. The transcript has a single exon. Gene Ontology annotation, cellular component: membrane. The record is from RefSeq and is a predicted model, not a curated record.